This is a messenger RNA of Strongylocentrotus purpuratus (purple sea urchin), 3117 nucleotides long. It is a transcript of the gene bloc1s2, whose product is annotated as biogenesis of lysosome-related organelles complex 1 subunit 2. Gene Ontology annotation, molecular function: gamma-tubulin binding. Gene Ontology annotation, cellular component: BORC complex; gamma-tubulin complex; BLOC-1 complex. The transcript has 5 exons. Bases 10 to 579 code for a protein of 189 amino acids. Gene Ontology annotation, biological process: endosomal transport; lysosome localization. NCBI's taxonomy places the organism in Eukaryota, Metazoa, Echinodermata, Echinoidea, Camarodonta, Strongylocentrotidae. The record is from RefSeq and is a predicted model, not a curated record.
ACUUACUUAAUGCACACACUGUAUGUAAACUGUAUUGACUUGACUGUCUCCGCUGUAAUAAUGUCGGUUAAACAAAGCUCUUCUGAGACUGCUGAGGCUGUUGAAGGAACGAAGGCUGGAGAUGGGAGCUCAUCGUCUGUCCCCGAGGCUAGACAUGUAGCCAGUACUUUGCCAGAACCAGAGGAGAAUAAACGAAGAGUGAGUACAGACGCUGCAGUAGAGACAGCUCAAGAGGUUAAAGCAGAGGAGAAUGCAGACAUUGCAGAGCUGACACGAGAUAUGUUUCAGAAGAUGACUGCUUAUCUACAGGGUGAUCUGUCAGUGACUGCUGAGGAUUACAAGCUUCUAGAACAGAUGAACCUGGUGACUUCCAAGAAAUAUGCAGACAUGAGAAACAUUGCCUUGCAGAUAGGAGACUCCAUGACAGGGCUACAGAGCAAAUAUCAAAGUCUCCAGCCCUAUCUAGACCAGAUUGAUCAGGUUGAAGAAAGCGUUACCAGUCUGGAACAAGCUGCCCUGAGAUUAGAUGCAUAUUCAAAGCGACUCGAAGCAAAAUUUAAGCAGCUGGAGAAGAGAUGAAAAUGGACUUCAAGGAUACGAAUGGACAAUUGAUAGAGACUUCUGAAGAAAGGUUGAGUAAAUCUUUUGAAUAUAGAUGAAACAUUCUCAUCUUGAAUCAACGAAUCAAAUCUACUUAUGCUAUUGCAUGAGCCAAAGGCACCGACCUCUACACUUUACCAGUGGUGAAUGAUGGUGGAGAAGAGAUGAAAAUCCACUUCAAGGGUACGAAUGGACAAUUGAUAGAGACUUCUGAAGAAAGGUUGAGUAAACCUUUCAGGUAUAGAUGAAGCAUUCUCAUCUUGAAUCAACGAAUCAAAUCUACUUUAGCCAUUGCUUGAGCCAAAUGCACCAACCUCUACAGUUUGCCAGUGGCCAAUGAUGGUGGAUUUGACUUCAGGGGACGACUGGAGGAAUUGUUUAAGACGCAUUUGAGACAAUGGCUUACUGACCAAUGGCACGGAAGGUCUUGUUUUUACAAGGGGAAAGAGUCACUAAGAAGACAUCAGAGUAUUGAUUAUUUAAAUCAUGAUUCCAUAGCUUAUCCGGGGUAAAAUGUUGUGCUGAUAUCGGAACAAUCAAUUUUAUUGAAUGAAUUUACGCUGUUAGGACCACUUUGGUUAUUCUGAUUGGUGGUUAGCGUUAUGCUGCCCUGCACUGGUCGAAAGAUAUUGACCCACGAGCUGAAAAAUGUGCCCGUCGCGGCUUGCCGGCGGGGGCGUUCUUUUUUAAAAUAUUUGUGUGUUUAUUAAAUUUUCAAUCAUAUAAAAAUUACAUAUUUACAAGUCGGGGGGCGUUCUUAGUUAUGAAUCCAUCCUAUUGACUAUUCAACCAUUGAAAACAACUCUAAAUCCAUGACAUACAAAAUUGUGACGAAAGGCUGAUUAUUUACAUCACUGCCCUUUUGAAAUCCCUCUAUCAACUACCAGCAAUUUACCAGCAAUUUUCAGCAUGUCAUUUAAGAGGUGAUAGAAAACAUUGCCCUCCCUUGUUUUAUCAACACAGUCUCACAUAACCCACUUGACAUGUAAUCUAUUUAGUUCAUGAUUGUAUAUCGAUAUGUGUUGGAGACAACACCUUUUAUAGAAUUUAUAUUUUUGUUCACAUUGAAGAGGAAGAGAAAGUGGAGAGCAACUUUGAGCAAAAUCGUCUGUGGGACAUAUCCGCCAUUUUAAAGAAAAUAAAAAAUAACCUUUUGGCAACAGAGAUUAUUACACCAAACAGAUUGUACAAUCAAAAUGUUAUCAAAGAAUCUAUAAAAAAAUUAGGUUGUUUAGUGAGGCACCCAUUGAAGUAAGCGUCAAGACUUGGGUAUGACAUAAUGGGUAAAAAUGAUGCGAUGAAUUGAUAUUAUUGUUAUUGUAAAUAUUACGGCUACUAAUGACAUUAUUGUGAAUUCUCAAAGCAUGUAGAUAUGUGUACUUUGUUAAAGGGGAAGUUCACCCUAAUAUGUAGUUGUUUUUUUUUAAUAAAAAACAGAUCAGUGAAAGUUUGAGCAAAAUCGAAUGAGGAAUGAGAGAGUUAGGAUUUUUGCAAUUGUAUUCUAUUGGACACAAAUGUGAGGUACUCUCCCAUUUUAUCUGUUCAGAAAAGUUCACAAUUGUCCAUUUUCUUAUAUUCUAGAGCUUGCAAGAUAUAUCGCAGUGUUGCCAAUUUGUGUUUGAUUGAUUAAAACUUUAAAAAUUGACAAUUUCCCUAUUUUUUAUCAGAUUGAGCUCAAACUUUCACUGAUCUGUAUCCCCAAUUUUUCUGCUUCUAUUGAAAGCAACUUCAGAUCAGGGUGGACUUUCCAUUUAAGCCAACUGUUAUUAUCCAUGAGGGUUAAUUCAUAUAAUGUUGAUAAGUUUUAUAGAUGUGCAAUUUUAAAUUACUUUCAAAGUUUGAAAGAGAUACAUAGAUGAAUUUUAUCAGAAGAUUCUGAAGAGAUAUUUUUUUGACAACAAAAGUUAUAGGUUGGUCAACUUGGUUAGUUAGCAUGUAUUUGGUGUCAUAAAGAUGAAUGUCUUUUGGUUAAUAGUACCUAAGGGGGAAAAUGCAACUCUUUACAAACUGGUUUGUACAUAGAUUUCUAAGAAUUUAAAGUUUUCUAUGAAGCAAAUUUUGUGACGUUUAGUCAACCAAUAAUUUGAAAAUAUUUGACAGUUGAACCUUUUGGUUGCUUUUAUUGGCUCUCUGGAUGGUCGCUAGUUUGCCACAUGUGCAGUUUUGCACAAAACAAAAAGGGCACGAUUUGCAAAAUUACCCAUUUCCGGUCUUGAUUUAACACCGGUUUGAUUCAUCGUGCACUAAAAACCAUUAUAUAAUUUUGGAGCCUUUGGUAAAUCUAUCCCAUGAUAUAUACAAUGUGGCACAGGGAGAUUAUUUGUGUGGCAUAUUAUUAAAGAGAUUAGUUAAGUGAUGGUAUUUUGAAUAGUUUGAUGAUAUAUUUUGAUCACUCAGAAACAUUCCUUUAUAUGUGUUGUGUAUAUUAAGUAUAACAAAUAUGGAUCUCAAUUAUGGGAAUACAAUAUACUUGUACAUUAUGGAUAGUUGCAUUAAAUAUAUGAUUUAUACACUUAA